AUGGUCCAACGCGUCACUCUCCGAACGAGGAAAUCGUACAACACCAAAUCCAACGGCAAGAGGAUCGUAAAGACCCCCGGUAAGGAUCUCUAGAUCGCCACCGCCACCGACACCGACACCCACACACACUCUCUCUAGGCUUUGGCCCGCAUCGGGGCCAUUUCAGGCGCGCGGCCGGCCCGCUCGCAAGGCGCAGGACGCACCUUUUCGCCGCGGGGCUGCUGGCGGGCGUCGCACCUCAUGACCCGGACGGAUGCUUGGAGGGGCUGAGAACGAAUCUGAUGGAUACGUGUGGGCUGGAUUUGCAUGGACCGGCUACGUUGGGGAGGGGGGAAAUAGCGGGCUUCGCAGGGAAGGGCAAUGCAGGGGCGUAGGGCCAGUGCUCGGGGCGGAUUGGCUGGCUAGGCCCGGGCCUGGACCGUUGCGAGACUGGGUUGGCUGAGCGUGGCCUCGGGCGGAAAGGUGGAAUGAUGCAAGCUUGUUCAGGAUAAGCGGAGGGUAGUUGAAUGCAGGAGAACGUAUGGGAUGGAUGGAUGGGGAUCACGGAGAUGUAGGAUGAGAUGUACCGCACUCGCCACCCAGCCCUCCAGCCUCGACUGUUGCGCGUCGGAUCGCUCUCUCAACACAUCACGACGCCUCCUUCAAUGCCAAAACGAUCGUUUUCACUGACACUUUCUUGCGAUUCCUUUUGACUCAGGUGGAUCGCUGCGCUACUUGACCGUCAAGAAGGCCGCCUCCGCCCCCAAAUGCGGUGACUGCAAGAUCGCCCUCCCCGGUGUAAGCCCCCUCACCUGGCCCUUUUCUACGACAAGUCAACACGAAUACUCACAUUGCUCUUCUGUCCUUCAGAUCCCGGCAUUGCGUCCCCGCCAAUACGCUCAAAUCUCGAAGCGCCAAAAGACCGUUCAACGCGCCUACGGCGGCUCGCGAUGCGCCAACUGCGUCAGGGACCGGAUCGUCCGAUCGUUCUUGGUUGAGGAGGCGAAGAUUGUCAAGAAGGUAAGGAACACACCAUAG
Messenger RNA from Microbotryum saponariae, 1017 nucleotides. NCBI's taxonomy places the organism in Eukaryota, Fungi, Basidiomycota, Microbotryomycetes, Microbotryales, Microbotryaceae. The record is from the annotation of a GenBank genome assembly.